GCAACCGUAGCGGCGCCAGUGAGACCACGCUGCCUCGCCAAAGAUGUGAAAAUGGCGGAGCUACAAAUGCUUUUGGAAGAGGAGAUUCCAGCAGGUCGCAGCGCUCUGCUGGAUAGUUUUACUAAUUUGGAAAGAGUCGCCGAAUAUUGCGAGAGCAACUAUGUCCAGUCCCCAGAUAAGGAGCGAGCGCUGGAGGAGACCAAGAAUUACACCACUCAGUCGCUGGCUAGCGUGGCCUACCUGAUCAACACGCUGGCUAACAAUGUGCUGCAGAUGCUGGACAUUCAGGCCUCGCAGCUGCGUCGCAUGGAGUCUUCUAUCAACCACAUUUCUCAGACGGUGGACAUUCACAAAGAGAAGGUGGCCAGGCGGGAGAUCGGCAUCCUCACCACCAACAAGAACACGUCCCGCACACACAAGAUCAUCGCGCCGGCCAAUCAGGAGAGGCCGGUGCGCUACAUCCGCAAGCCCAUCGACUACAGCCUGCUGGAUGAUAUGGGACACGGAGUCAAGUGGUUGCAAAGGUUUAAGGCCAGCGCUCAGAGCAUGAAAGCCGGCGCCGGUGCGCUCCCUCGCACCAACCCACCAACACAGAAGCCUCCCAGCCCACCUAUGAGUGGGAAAGGGACCCUCGGGAGACACUCCCCAUAUAGGACGCUCGAGCCGGUGCGUCCUCCCGUUGUCCCUAACGACUACGUCUCAAGCCCGACGCGCAACAUGGCGCACCCCCUGCCAAGCCCAGCACGCAAUGCAUCUGUUAAUCAGAGGAACCGCACGUACAGCAGCGGGAGCAGCGGCGGCAGCCACCCCAGCAGCAGUCGCAGCAGCAGCCGGGAGAACAGCGGCAGCGGCAGCGUGGGCGUGCCCAUCGCCGUGCCCACCCCGGCCCCGCCCACUGCCUUCCCAGCCAACACGACUAAACCUCCACCCAACACCGCCACCACGCCUGGUACCCUACCCCCUGUCCUCGAUGGCCCCCCCCAGGCCUCUAACCCACCUGCCGAGAUCCCGCAUGUACCCCCGCCCCCUCCCCAGCUCCCCCCCUCUGCAGCCCCCACCGGCACAGGACCCGCUACUUAUGGAAACGCCGCACAAGGUGCUCCUCAAUUCUACAGCAUGAACCGCCCGGCGCAGCCCACUCAGAACGCCCAUGUGGGAGGAUCGCUGCCGUACCGCCGCCCCUCAUCCGUCACCGGCCAGCCCAACACGACUCCGAACCAGAACCAGCUCAACGGUGGACCGCACUUUGCCCAAAAUCAAGGCCCACUUGCGCCCCCUCCCCCUUCCAUGCAGAUCACCCCUCAGCUGCCCCUGAUGGGCUUUGUGGCCCGAGUUCAGGAGACCAUCUCAGAUGUGCCACCGCCACCCCCUCUUGCGGACGAGCCAGUCUUUGAGGACCCUACACCUCCUCCUCCCCCACCGGAGGACUACGAGGACGACGAGGAGGAAGAAGAGGAGUCGGCGGUGGUGGAGUACAGCGAUCCGUACGCCGAGGAGGACCCGCCCUGGGCGCCACGCAGCUACCUGGAGAAAGUGGUGGCCAUCUACGACUACAGUCGGGACAAAGAGGACGAGCUGUCCUUCCAGGAAGGCGCCAUCAUCUACGUCAUCAAGAAGAACGACGACGGCUGGUACGAGGGCGUGAUGAACGGAACCACGGGCCUCUUCCCGGGCAACUACGUGGAAUCCAUCAUGCACUACGCCGAUUGAGAAACGCCCCUCGCCCCUCCUCUGCGCAACCACGGAGACGAGCAGGCAGUCGGGAAGAGGAGGGAAUGAGGGGGAGCCGAGGGUUAAAGGUCAGACUUUGAACAGACAGAGCACGAUCACCUCCGGGAUGGGACGCCGAAGAGAGCCGACGCCCGGUCCUCCUCUCCGCCCAAACAACCACUACUUUUUCCCCUUUCUUCUGUUUCUUUCUGGCCGCCGGUCGAUUUGAAGAGUGUUACGCAACGAGGCAUUUUCUUUGAAUUCGUUCGGCCAAAUUAUUUGAGAGUCGACUAUUUAGUUUGAAUUUUUGCGCGCGGUCAAAAAACGGAAAGGCGGGACCGAGGCAUUGGACAGAUAAAAAAUUCUCCUUGGACAAACACGGAAACAUGCAGCAAGUGUUUGUAUGCGGGCCGGGCUCAUGUUGGAAGUGCCGCACCAACCAACGGUCAUGAUAAGCACAUGCGGUGGCUUCAGAAAGUGUGUAUUAUCCGUUUACGCUAAUGGGCGGUCACGUGACCUUCCAAAGAAGUGAGGAGUCCCAUCCUCCGUUGCACAAUGUGCGGCAUCUCUGGUGAAGAAGAGAAGUCCUAUCAGUCCUCGGCUCGGAACUGCCCACUGGCAGUGUUCCGAAGCGCUUGGGUUGAUUUCGCUUUUGUUUGACUUCUCCGAAAAGGAUUUGCAGAGUGGCAUGUUUCUACUUGAAGGAAAAAAAAAUGGCUCUAUUGUGAUGAUUUGUGUCUUACUAUUUUUAGAUAUGCCGUGAUUUUUUUUUUUUUUUUGCCCCACCCCCCCGACCACCAGUGAUGAUGCGUUUUAUUUUGAAGACACUUGUGCCAUAUUGAGAUGUGCGUUGCAGUUGGAUAGAGUUGGAUGGCUUCUCUCCCCCCCUUCCACUUUUCUUAAGUUGUGUUAACCAAAAGAACAUGCGUUUGUAGUGAAGCGAUGUAGAAGAACUAAUAUAAAAGUGACGAGAUUUCUCGAAUAUGAAAAGACGGCUGUUGUGUUGACAUGGUUUUGACCAUCACAUCUGAUACUUUUGUUGUCUGUCGGCAGUGUGAAGGGUGUAUCAUCUUAAGUGCGCUUGACAGUGUCCGGCAUAAGCGCCGCCUCAGUACUUAAGCCAGAAACUUUAUUUUCUAUAUUAAAAAAAAAAGAAAAGAGAGAGAGAAAAUUAUUCCAGUGGGUCUGUAUGUGAGUCUUGCAUGCCAUGAUUAUCUGUGCUUUCCCCCCACCCAAACCCACAUGGCAAGAUGUGAUAUUCUAAAAAGCAGUUGUGGCCCGCCUCAUCCAAAGAAGGUAGUGUACAUCCGCCUCGGGACAUUGGUGACGAGGACAGGUGACAGUCCGUGAUGCCAUUGUGUUGCACAUUUUCAAGCAGGAGUCUCAUAUUUGUAAAAUCCAGAGAACAAAGACAAUAAAGAUACAGUAUAAGGAUUCA
This is a messenger RNA of Syngnathus acus (greater pipefish), 3148 nucleotides long. It is a transcript of the gene abi2b, whose product is annotated as abl-interactor 2b. The transcript has 12 exons. Gene Ontology annotation, cellular component: lamellipodium. The coding region runs from base 52 to 1710 and encodes 552 amino acids. The record is from RefSeq and is a predicted model, not a curated record. Gene Ontology annotation, molecular function: SH3 domain binding. Lineage: Eukaryota; Metazoa; Chordata; Actinopteri; Syngnathiformes; Syngnathidae.